This is a messenger RNA of Ilyonectria robusta, 551 nucleotides long. RefSeq lists its product as uncharacterized. Bases 106 to 408 code for a protein of 100 amino acids. The transcript has a single exon. NCBI's taxonomy places the organism in Eukaryota, Fungi, Ascomycota, Sordariomycetes, Hypocreales, Nectriaceae. The record is from RefSeq and is a predicted model, not a curated record.
GUUCGGUCGAAAGGAACCGCCUCACUUUUCGAGCAGAUUUCGUCCCCCUCCUGCUCAGUACCAACAGCUUCGGUGGUUCCCAUAAGCCGCCAGUGUUCCUCCCGAAUGUGUCUGCCGUCAACGCCUUUUACUUCCAACCCUCCUUUGAUGUUCGUUACUGCAGCUUCGUCCAUUUAUUUCUCCACCGGGGGUGUCGUUCGCCUUGAGACAUCUUUUUCCGACUCGCAGCGGCACAACCACGCCCAUCCGCUUUGGAGGAGUACGGCUCUCCGAGGUCAGCCUGAACCAACUUCUCUCAAGAUGGAGUCUCAACAUCUACGUGGCGAAUUUACCGGCGUGGGGGAUACAAAACGAGACACUUGGAAGCCAUCGGGCCCGUCUCUUCUCCCUUUGUUCAGUCACGGAUAAAUCCAAUCCAUCUUCAUCAACAGCACCAUCGCCUCUGGCCUCCAUGAUCGUUCCUCACGCAUCGCUACCGACCGCUAUAAGCCGACACUUACCCCGAUGUUCUCUUGUGCAAAUCCACAACUGUCCGCUACUAAUCAACUCUU